CACUGCUUCGUUGCUAUUCUAUGACAGCAUGUAUAAAUCAAUGUGUUGGUAGUCCAGCCUCAGGAGGAGGGUUUCUUCAUGUCAUGUGUCUUCGCCUCCGUUCACCUCACGUUAGCCAACUAACUUAUUUAGCAAAACAUGCUAUGAUGUAGUGAACCGUCGUGUUGUGUUUUAAUUCAUUAUGGCCAAUAUACGAAUCACACUACUGAUUUUAUUCAACUGCAUGGUCGUGUACAGAAGCUGCGAAGCUCUUCUGUGCAACUGCACCACUGCGCUGUGUAAGAAGACGGGCUUCCGGUGUGAGACAGAUGGGGCUUGCAUGGCCUCCCUGUCCCUCAUCCAUGGUGAAGAGCAGCACGUUCGUACAUGCAUCACCAGAGACAAACUUGAACCUCCAGGAAAACCCUUCUACUGUCUCGGUACAAAGGGUCUAGUCAACAAACACUGUUGCUAUACCGACUACUGUAACAGCAUUGACCUCAAAGUGCCAUCUGGGACCACCCAGUCCGGACCCGAUGAAGAUAUAUGGCCCGGCGGAACGUGGGGGCUGGUCGAAUUAGUGGCUGUGAUAGCGGGACCACUGCUGCUGCUUUGUCUACUGCUAUUGCUCGGUGUCUUCCUGUGUCAAUACCAACGGAGGGCCUGCGGCCACAGACGUAGGCUUGAGGUGGAAGACCCCUCCUGCGACAACCUUUACAUGCCAAACGACAGGAGUCUGCAGGACUUUAUUUACGAUCUGUCGACAUCUGGUUCUGGCUCAGGCCUGCCACUGUUCGUCCAAAGGACCGUAGCCAGAACAAUUGUUCUACAAGAAGUCAUCGGAAAGGGGCGAUUUGGUGAAGUGUGGCGAGGACGUUGGCGGGGCGGCGACGUGGCGGUGAAAAUCUUCUCAUCCAGAGAAGAGCGCUCUUGGUUCCGUGAAGCUGAAAUCUAUCAGACCAUCAUGAUCCGCCACGAGAACAUCCUGGGCUUUAUAGCAGCUGACAACAAAGACAAUGGCACAUGGACCCAGCUGUGGUUGGUGUCCGACUACCACGAGUACGGCUCCCUGUUCGACUACCUGAACCGCUACUCUGUCACUGCUCAAGGGAUGAUCAAAUUGGCCCUGACUGCUGCCAGCGGCCUGGCACAUCUACAUAUGGAGAUACUUGGAACACAAGGAAAGCCAGGCAUCGCCCACAGAGAUCUGAAGUCUAAAAACAUCCUUGUGAAAAAAAACUGCACUUGUGCCAUUGCUGAUCUGGGUUUAGCUGUCCGUCACGACUCCGUAAGCGACACUAUUGACAUCGCUCCAAACCAAAGAGUGGGAACCAAGAGGUACAUGGCUCCAGAAGUCCUGGACGGCACGAUCAACAUGAGGCACUUUGACUCGUUCAAAUGUGCUGACAUUUACGCUUUGGGGCUUGUCUACUGGGAGAUUGCACGGCGCUGUAACAGUGGAGGUAUCCAUGAAGAAUAUCAGCUGCCCUACUACGAUCUGGUGCCCUCUGACCCUUCAGUGGAAGACAUGAAAAAGGUGGUGUGUGACCAAAAGACACGACCCAACAUCUCAAACUGGUGGCAGAGCUAUGAGGCGUUGCGGGUGAUGGGCAAAAUAAUGAGGGAGUGUUGGUACGCCAAUGGUGCCGCCCGCUUGACUGCCCUGCGGAUCAAAAAGAGUUUGGCCCAGCUUGGUGUCAAAGAGGACAUAAAAGUCUGAUCUGAGAGCAGCCAAGCGUCACCCCAUGACGCACUAAUAUGUGACACUUUCUUAGCAAGGACUGCAAAGUCAGUAGCUUUGCGGGUAUUUCGAAGCACUUGAUUCCUGACAAACCCUACCUCGUCUACCCAGAACCUGUCUGGUUUCCCCUCUGAAAAGAAGUAUCCCGGGGUUUUCUUAGCAGUCGAUGACAGCGAAUGUAUAACAAUUAAAACACAUUUUUCCAAGGAAUCAUUGAAGGCGAUAGGUGGAUUCACAGUGAUGUCCACAGUCAAAUAAUCUGUCCAGUACAAAAACUGGUUCCACUGCGGCACUGAUGCUUACCAGUGACAAGUUUCUUCAGGUCUUCAAGAGUGGACUGUUGAAGUGUAUGCACUGCCCACGACAACACACAUUGAUGACAUUGCACUGCCAUAAUAGUCAAUGUUUCUCACACAGAGAACAUGCACACAAAUCCAAGUUUUACGUCAUUACUUUGUUUUAAAUGUCACUUCAUCUCAUAGGAUAAAACUGGUUCAAACAUGUUGACUGUGUAAUUCAGGAUUGGGGAAGCUUUUUCCUAUCAGGGACCAUUUAAAUAUUUCCUCAAAAUUACCCCAAGACCCAUAUGAGGGGGCGGGUACAAAUUAUAAAUCUCUAUAGUUUGUAACAGUUACAUGUCAGGUCUUGUCAAAUGCUAUUCACAGCCACUGAAAUUGUUACAGUUACAUGCCACAGGUUCGCAAGAAGUAUAGAUAAAACAAAUCAGUGUUUAUGCUUUUAUUUUAUGAGCACAUUUAUGUGGAAUGCUCCUAUCGAAACAGUAAUUCUCAGAAAUGGUUUUGUUUCAGGGAACAGAUGCACUUUUGUCUUUUGCUGUAAUAUGUAUUGUCGUAUUUAUAUUCGUCUGCUAAGGAACAACCCCAAAAAACACUGUAUUACUACUGACCUCGCUGCAUGCCCCCAUACUCAUCUGUAACCUAUUUUUUAUAUUACUCCACUCGGCACUCAUGGUCAUGUGUGAAAAGAAAUGCUAAAACUGACUACUCUACACAAUGUAUCUGUAUCUGUCACAUGCACUGUAAAGGCUUGCGAGUGAUAUAUUUGAGCUUCUAAGGCAAUAAGGUUGUGUCCCAUUGUAGUUGCCUUAUAUUUAAUGUAAAUAUGCUUUGCCCCCUUGAUAGAGCAAUCAUUUGAGCCAAAAUGGUUUCUCUUGUGAUGUCUGUUUCUUCACCACACGGAACCUCAUAUACAAGUAAAUACAACAAAAAACGUCUCAAAGAACAUUUAUUGCUCUUCACAUUUGACAGCAGUUAAAAUACAAAAACUGCAUUUCCACACACUUUCAAAAAAUUAAAUGUAACCCAUUCUUUGCUCAUCCCCAGAAGGAAAAACAAUGCUAAACAUAUCAAAUACAACAUAAAUAAAUGAUCUGUCUUUGUUAAAUGUGACAAAAAUGAGAAAUGCCAAAGAUAAAAAGGCUUGGUUCGACCAUUUCUAUUAAAGUGUUAGACUUCUUCCCAAAGAACCUAAUUUCAGAGCGCUGUCAAGAGUAAUAUAUAUCCCUUUUUAAUAUUACAGUAGUAUGCGUAACAAAACAAUAUGUAGUCUUGGAAUUUAGAUGUAAAAAGUUAAAAACUGACAACACUAUACAUGGUAGAGUUUGUCACAAUCAUCCUGAAGCCGGAUGCACAGUUAGUAGUUAAAAUGACAGAUUGUAAGGUUCAUUUUUUACUUAACACAUCACAAACCCUGCCUUUUACGUAGUUCAAUUCAUACUUAAUACAUAAAACUUUUGGGGUCAGGCCAAAUUGACUAGUUAUGAUGUCAGUGUAUUUGUAUGAACAGGGAAGAGGGGAAAAAAUGUCACCUUUGAUGCCAAUUAAAAUAAA
Messenger RNA from Corythoichthys intestinalis (scribbled pipefish), 3570 nucleotides. RefSeq names its product activin receptor type-1B-like. NCBI's taxonomy places the organism in Eukaryota, Metazoa, Chordata, Actinopteri, Syngnathiformes, Syngnathidae. The transcript is spliced from 9 exons. The record is from RefSeq and is a predicted model, not a curated record. Gene Ontology annotation, molecular function: ATP binding; activin binding; activin receptor activity, type I. Gene Ontology annotation, biological process: nervous system development; activin receptor signaling pathway; protein phosphorylation. Gene Ontology annotation, cellular component: activin receptor complex; plasma membrane. The coding region runs from base 182 to 1699 and encodes 505 amino acids.